Salvia splendens (bonfire salvia) is the source of this 2886-nucleotide messenger RNA. RefSeq names its product WD repeat-containing protein WDS homolog. Lineage: Eukaryota; Viridiplantae; Streptophyta; Magnoliopsida; Lamiales; Lamiaceae. The transcript is spliced from 5 exons. The record is from RefSeq and is a predicted model, not a curated record. The coding region runs from base 1045 to 2631 and encodes 528 amino acids. Gene Ontology annotation, molecular function: protein binding.
GCCAGGGAAUAAUAUUAUACAAGGUGAGAAAAAAAAAUAAAAAUUCAAAUGAAAUGCGAUUGGAAUGAUCUGGUUAGCUGCUGCUUGCUCCUCACUUAUCAGUUAUCACUGAUCACAUCACAAUUGUUUACCCCCAUUUAUUUCUGCGAGUUUCGAUCAAACCCUAAAUUCGUUGCCUGAAUUCCACUAUCAAUCGCUUGGAACAUCCAUGACAGAUGUUAAGAAAUGUAAAGAAAAACCUCUUCAGUAUUUUGGGAUAGCAGGAGUAAUCGUUUGCCAUUUUGACUGUAUAUCAGUGCAGUGCAUAUUGAAUUUGGUGGUGCCAGCCUCAUCUAUGCUCCAUUUUCUGUAAAAUUAUGGCUGCUAUGAUAUUGGUUAUUAUCACAUACUAGUCAGGGACGGAUCCAGGAAUGUAAAUGGAAGGGGGCAAAAUUAUAUGUAUAGGAAAUUUAAGAAUUUAAGAAGGGGUAAAUAUAAAGAAAUUUUAAAUUUUUUGCAAAAUUAUUAAAUAAAAUAGUAUAUAUCAAUAUAUUUGAGGAGGGGCAUUUGCCCCACCUAGUAAUACAUUACAUCCGUCCCUGAUACUAGUAAUCUUUACUAUUACAGACUCCCUCCAUCCAUUGAAUAAAUGUUCCACUUUGACUCCACGCAGAUGUUAAGAAAUGUAAAGAAAAGUGGAUGCUAGUGGAAUGUGUGUCCUACUUUUAUAGUGUAAUUUAUAAUAAAUGUAAGUGAAAUGAGCUAAUGGAUUUUGCAUUCUCAUUACCAAUAAUAGUAAAAGUGAAAUGAGACAUCUAAUGACGGACAUCCUAAAAUGACAAUAUGAGACAUUUAAUGGUGGACGGUGGAAGUAUUAUAGUAUUUCAUUUGUAUUUCCCUGCAUGUAUUCUCUGAUCAUGUGCUGAAUGAUAUUAUGUGAAGCCAAUGUACAGACACAUUAAUUGCUCUUCUGUGACCACAUUGAGUUGAAAUUGAUCACAAGGUGGCCAAAACAGAUGGAGGAUCUAUAGUGCAUUUUUAUGUAUUUUGGAGCUGCCCGCUGUUAUGGAGACAUUGGAUGAUGUAGGAGAUGAUGUGAUUGGUCCAAGAGGCCUGAUUGAGAAGCAGGAGUUGGUACGAAUCAUUAUUCAAUGUUUAUAUGCUCUAGGUUAUAGCAAGUCUGCUGCCUGUUUGGAAUCUGAGUCGGGUAUUACAUGUAAGUCCCCCGAAUUUGAAUUAUUGGAAUCACUCAUAUUAGAUGGAAAUUGGGGUGAUUGCAUUGAGUGUCUUCACAAAAUAAAUGACUUGGAUGAUGAGACAAGAGCUUCAGUAUCUUUCCUCGUUCUUGAGCAAUGCUUGUGGGAAUGUUUGGAUUGUGAGAACAUAUCUCUAGCGUUGGACAUGAUGCGGAAACAGUUUUCAUCUUUGAAAAUUGGCGCAGAAAUAGUUCACAGACUUUCUUAUGAACUCCUCUCUUUGAAGGGAUUGAGGCUGGGUUGUAUUGAUAAUGAUUCAGUUCAGGACUUGCGAAAAAAAUUGCUCUCAAAUCUGGAAAAAGUUUUACCACCACCAAUUACACUACCUGAGAGAAGGCUGGAACAUUUGGUUGAAAUGGCUAUUUCUGCUUGGGUUGAUGGUUGUGUUUACCACACUUCAUCUGAUUCAGUAUCACUGUACAGAGACCACCAUUGUGAUCGAGAUCAGUUUCCAACGGAGACCACUCAGAUAUUGACUAAUCAUCAACAUGAAGUAUGGUCUGUUCAGUUUUCAAACAACGGAGAGUAUUUGGCGUCAUCAUCAAGAGAUUGCAAGGCCAUCAUAUGGAAGGUGCAGGAUGAUAAUAGUGUAACCCUGAGAUUCGUGUUACGUAGCCACGAAAAACCCGUUUCAUUUGUGGCAUGGAGUCCAGAUAACACCAUGCUACUCACUUGCGGAAAUAGGGAAGUUCUUAAACUUUGGGAUGCGGAAACUGGCAUAUGUAGGCACACAUUCGGUGGCGAUGGUUUUGUUGUUAGUUGUUGUGCUUGGUUUCCUGAUUCCAAGCGCCUCGUCUGCGGCAGCUCAGAUCCUAAGAAGGGCAUUUACUUGUGGGACUGUGAAGGUAAUGAGAUUAAGGCAUGGAAAGGCAUGCGGAUGCCAAAGGUCCUUGAUAUUGCUGUGACUCCAGAUGGGGAAGACCUCAUCAGCAUUUUCUCCGACAAAGAGAUAAGGAUAUUGAAUUUGGCAACCAAUGCUGAACGUGUUAUUUCCGAGCAGCACUCUAUCACCUCCCUUUCGGUAUCUGGAGAUAGCAAAUACCUGGUCGUCAACCUUAAUAGCCAAGAAAUUCACUUGUGGGACGUUUCCACAAAAUGGAUCAAACCAUGUAAGUACAACGGCCACAUGCAACAGAAAUAUGUCAUUCGUUCCUGCUUUGGGGGUUUGAACAGUAUGUUCAUUGCCAGUGGCAGUGAAGAUUCCAAGGUCUACAUAUGGAACCGAAGAAGUUCUGACCCACUCGAGAUCCUGUCUGGCCAUCUGAAGAAUGUAAAUUCCGUCAGCUGGAACCCGAGGCGACCCCAAAUGUUAGCUUCAGCAAGUGAUGAUAAUACAAUACGCAUAUGGGGCCCGUGUCGUUCCAAUAGAGCAGAAUGCGAUAACUUCACUGAGUAGUCUUGUGCAUAUGCAGAUUUUCUUCAAUACCAACAAAUUCACUUUUUUUGGGUUGUAAAUAUGAGGUUGUUUCCUCUUUUUGGCGUGUAUAUUCUGAAUGGUCGUUUUUGUUAAUGCCCUCUUCUCUUUUUGUCCCCUAUUUAUUUCACACAUUUUAGGGUCUGUUUCCCUAAUUGUUCGUCUAUAGAUUUGUACUUAUGAUUGAUGAUUGAUUGGCGGAAGUGAAGGAUUUUAAGUAGUAACCUUCUUUUUUAA